Erigeron canadensis is the source of this 2242-nucleotide messenger RNA. RefSeq names its product FRIGIDA-like protein 3. The transcript is spliced from 4 exons. The record is from RefSeq and is a predicted model, not a curated record. Bases 222 to 2045 code for a protein of 607 amino acids. Lineage: Eukaryota; Viridiplantae; Streptophyta; Magnoliopsida; Asterales; Asteraceae.
UGUCACAUUUGGCUGAAUUAAGGAACUUUCUUAUAAUAGUCCUAAAUAUACCCCUUUAUUCUCCCAAAUGUGGUAUUUUGAGCUCCUUUGACAACAAAAAGACCCUGAUAAAAAACGUGAGGAAGAUCUUGAAGAACCACCUAGAGAAAUCCACGAGUGGAACCUUGAGGCGGCGCGAUGCCUUAAAGAUUACAGGAGUUCCCUCCGUGCCACACAAAACCAUGGCUGACACUGAUGUUACUAUGGCUUUGACAUUAACACCUUCUCUCAUAGAACAGCUGAGCAAGGCAUUAGUUGAACUAGAAGCUCAUAAAGAAAGUGUUACAGAUACAGUUUCUUUUACAGAAAUAACUGAACACUUUCGCGAUCUUGAGGCAAAAAUGAUAAAGAAAUACGCUGAUCUGGAAGCUAAGGAAAAAGCUUUCAAAAGUGAGGAAUCUGAGAGUCGCACAUUACUUGCUGCACAAGAGGCAGCUAUUGCUGCAAAAGAGCAAGAUGUGUUUGACCGCAUCCAAGUCCUGAAAGAUGCUGCUGUGGCUGCCAUUGCGGAGACAAGGGCCAAUUAUCCUCCACCAUCUAUUUUUACAGAAGAUAUAAUGGAGUCCAUAGACAACAAGGUAAGCUCUUUUCAUGAUGAUAUAAAAGGGGAACCCUCUGAAAAAACAGGUGGUGACAUCACGUUCCUUCCAGAGCUGAUACAGUUUUGUGAGCAGAUGGAUACAAAAGGGCUUCUUGCUUUUGUUACUGAGAAUCAAAAUAAUAUCACUGUUUUAUGUGAGGAACUUAGUCUUGCACUUAAGACUUCCUCAGAGCCGGGUCAUAUAGUUCUUAAUUCAUUGGAGGGAUUCUACUCUCCUUAUGAUACUAAGGAUACUGCGGCCCUUCAGGGCAUGCGCCAAUCCUGUAUUAAUAUUAUGGAAGCCAUGAACGCCAUGUUGGCAAGGGCUGAUGUGGGUUUUGAUCACCUACUUAAUUAUGAAAUUAAGCAGCAAGCUAGGGCUAUUGCUGAUGAAUGGAGGCCUAAGUUGGCUCAUGAUGGCAUCAUUGAUGCUGCCAGUGGAAAGUCAUUAGAAGCUGAGGCAUUCUUGCAGCUCCUUUCGACUUUUAGAAUUGCUUCAGAUUUUUCGGAAGAUGAACUCUGCAAGUAUGUUCUUGCAGUUUGUGAGCGAAGGCAAGCACCUGAGCUCUGCCAUUCUCUUGGUUUAGCACACAAAAUGCCAGGUAUUAUUGAUGAAUUGAUCAGGAAAGGGAAAUUGGUUAGUGCAGUACAUUUUGUGCACUCCUUUGAGCUUGUGGACAAUUUCCCGACUGUACCCCUUUUGAAAACUUACUUGAAGGAUCUAAGGAGAAAUUCACAAGCAAAACGCAUUAAUGCACCCAAUUCAGAAAGUGUUCAGAAUGAAGGGAACAUGAAAGAACUUGCAGCUCUGAGAGAAGUGAUCUACUGUGUUCAGAAGUACAAACUCGAGGCUGAGUACCCACUUGACCCACUUCAGAGACGGGUGGGUCAGCUAGAAAGAGUUACGGCUGAUAGGAAGAGAUUUCGUGAGCCAACCAGUAAACGUGAGUCCACUAGUAAACGCGAGUCCACUAGUAGACAUGAGUCCACUAGUAAACAUGAGGCAACCCAUAGACUACCACCCAAUAAGAAGCCACAUUUAAAUGGAGGUGGAGUUUAUGGGCGUCACAGUCCUGCCCUACCUUACUUGGCGGUUAAUGGGCGGCAGGCUCCUGUUCCUGCUCCUGCUCUUACUCCAGUCUACAUGGAUAGAGGACUAUAUGGUGCACCAUCAUCACAGAGGUAUCCUCAUGCCGAUCCCUACGUCUACCAGCCAGCUCCCUCUCCCCAUAACCAGCCAACAUACAGUCAGCAUGUUUAUGAACAAAAUGCAUAUUAUUACCCACCAGAUAAUAGAACUGUUGCUGCUGCUGCUACACCAUCACCAUCCGCUUACGGUGGCUAUACAAGUAACGCUGGCUAUACAAGUAAUGGAGGUGGCUACCCAAGUAGUGGUGUACCGUCUUCCUAUCAACCAUAUAUGUAACUUACAAAAACAACGCCGUUUCUAGGUUAGGGUGUCUUCUCGGUUCUAAUGCUACAUACGUUACAGUAUUAAACUAUUCCAUGACUUUAUUAUGAGGCAAAGCAUUUUAGAUUAUUUAACUUAAUUUUGUAUUUCCUCCCUUCUAAGUGGCUUGUAAUAUGUUGCCAGUCCAUUAGAUAUGGUUUUUAAACUUUUAA